AUGAACAUGAAGAAUUAUUUUCAAUUGUCUAAAAUAAAGAAAAGGGUAAUUAAGAAUAAAUAUAUUUUGCUGAUCAAUAAGUUAAGCUUGAGGAAACUUUUAGAGAUAAUUAUUCAAUUAAUAGUUUAAGGCGAUAAAAAAGAUUACCCUAAUCAAUAUUUAUGGUUAGUUAUUUGGAAAGUUAAAAUAUGGCGUCGCCUAAAGAUUUUAUUUCUUACAUUCACCAAAUUAAUAUAAAUUAGUAUGAAUUUAAAAGUAACUCAAAUAACAUAACUGCCAACGAAAAUAAUGAGAAUUUUAGGAGUAUCUUUUCUGAAUAUAAUUAAUCUAACACGUCAGAAGAAUAUUAUAAUUAUAAUUCUUAAGAAACAAAUUAACUAUAUAUUGAUGAAAUAAAAGAGUGAGUAUCAAAAUUACUAAUCAAAAAUUUAAAUUAAAAAAAAUUUUUUAACACCCAGACGCAAUCUAAAAAAUUUAAUUGAUGGCUCAUGGGGCAGUUGUAUAAUUUUCUUUCAUAUACUUUUAUUUAAUAAAAUCUAAUUACUUAAUCAACUUUUCUUCUUUCUACUUAGCUUAACUCAGCUAAGAAGCUAAUUAAAUAUAUUUAAAUUAAAAUGA
This is a messenger RNA of Tetrahymena thermophila SB210, 618 nucleotides long. Its product is annotated as transmembrane protein, putative. Lineage: Eukaryota; Ciliophora; Oligohymenophorea; Hymenostomatida; Tetrahymenidae. The record is from RefSeq and is a predicted model, not a curated record. The transcript has a single exon.